CUUUGUUAAAACAGGCAUGAUCGGUCAGUGAGCUCCCUGUCUCUCUCUCUCUCUCUCGGUGUAGCACAUCCAGUCGAGAUGCUGCCAAGGCUUUGGGUUGUGACGAUCGCUCUCCUGUUCUUUGCCUCGUGCAUCCUGUGUACAAACCCGGGACUGAAAACAAGAGUUACACAAAAAACCUUGGACCAUGCUCGUAUCGUUGGGAUAUCUGUGUUACAGCAGAAAAUGCAGAAGAUGAAGAUUCCAAAUGUGUAUGGUAAAAAGCGUGUGAAGUUUAUUGGCCGAAUCCGUUACCGUUUCACAGGCCUUCAGAUUUUACGGUUUGGCUUACCUCAGUCCUCUUUGAAAUUCGUUGCUGGGAAAGGCAUCCAGUUUUCUGUCACUGAUGGCUACAUUGGUGUGAGGGGCGAUUUUAGAGUAAAGAAGCGUCGUUUCUUUAGGACGAGUGGAUCGUUUGAGGUAUCUGUGAGCAGGCUGUCAAUAUCACAGACUAUAGGACUGACCCGGGACAAUACAGGUCGUCCUGCAAUCCGCAGCAUUGCCUGUUCAGCCAAUGUCGGUACAGUUCAUGUCAAGUUCACCAAAAAGAAAAGAUGGUUGUACAAUCUAUUCCGCAAAUUCGUAGAGAAACCCAUCAAGCGUGCUCUUAACAAACAGAUUUGUUCUCAAAUCUCUAAUGCCAUCAAAGAUCUGAAAAAUGAUCUAAAGAGCAUGAAAAUAUCUUUCCGCCUUAAUGCCUUCGCUGGGGUUGACUAUUCUCUGGUUAAUCCAAUUAAAUUCACAUCCAAUGCCAUGGACCUGGAUUUUAAGGGUGAAGUUUUCAGAGUGGGACAUCGUAAAGAACCUCCCUUCAAGCCACCUCCAGUCAGCCUCCCUAGUCAAAGCAAUCACAUGUUGUACUUGGGAAUAUCCGAUUUCCUGGCUAAUUCAGCAGGAUUUGUGUUUCAGAAAGCUGGAGCUUUGCAAAUGAAGAUUACAGAUACAAUGAUCCCGAAACAGUCACCAUUCAGAUUAAACACAAGGUCCUUUGGUUUAAUCAUGCCUCAGCUGAAAGAGCUCUAUCCUAAUAUGAACAUGAUAAUGAACCUCAAAGCUACUAAGCCACCAGUUGUGAGGGCUGCAAAAAACAGCAUCAGCGUUCGUGCAUAUGGUGCCCUUGACGUAUUAGCGAUCCUCCCAAACUCAUCACUUGUAUCACUUUUUGUCCUGAACAUUGAUGCGAGUGUCUCUGCGAGGGUCAAUAUCGCAGGGAUGAAACUGAUUGGAUCCGUAAUGCUGAAUCAUCUGAAAUUGUCUCUUGGACAUUCUAAAGUGGGCCCUGUUCCGGUGACUGGUCUACAACUGUUAAUCAAGAUUGUAAUAAAAGCAGUGGUGUUACCAAAAGUCAAUGGUGAACUAGCCGGUGGUGUUCCACUUCCAACUGUGAAACAUUUUGACCUUUUAAACCCUGUGCUAAUGGUGAACCAGAACAUUCUGGUGAUUGCAACCGAUAUUCGUUACCGCCCAGGAACCAGCAGCCACUCCCAGCCAGUGCUUUGUGAGGGGAAAGAAAACCGGACCUCUGAUUAUUUUGAUGAACUGGCCACUUAUUAAGCUGAGAAAUUUACAUAAGGCCACUGAAUUUUCUCUGUCAAAUAUUCAUUUCUAGCUUGAUCGUUUUCAGUAUAGUGCAUUGCAAACAAAAGCUAUUGUUAAGCUCCAUCUCUGGGUUCUUACUCUUUGUAUGAACUUUUGUGAAAGACUUUCAUGAAGCAGAAGGAAAUAACUGCUGAAAUCUUCCUGUAUGUAUUGUUGGAAGAAUAUAAAAACAAAAAUAACCAACUUUAGGAGAACCAAACCUUGGUGCUAACAAGCAUUAGCAACAGUCGAGUUUUCAUUGCUUUUGAUCUCAACCCCUAUUUUUUGAGAAGGGGUUUAAAAGAAACUUUUGGUCAUUUUGUUUAACAUUUGCAUGAGCUCCUGAGAGAAGUGCAAAUUCUUCAGUAUAUCUGUGAUUGGGUAUCUGUUAUAUCGAGCUGUUUAUUAAACAAAGGCAACAAACUUCCUGUGGAUGUGCAUUUACUUUCUUGCUGAGCUGUAUACAAAUAAAGAUAUGAAA
Messenger RNA from Mobula hypostoma (lesser devil ray), 2098 nucleotides. RefSeq names its product bactericidal permeability-increasing protein-like. Bases 79 to 1593 code for a protein of 504 amino acids. The transcript is spliced from 15 exons. Gene Ontology annotation, molecular function: lipid binding. The record is from RefSeq and is a predicted model, not a curated record. NCBI's taxonomy places the organism in Eukaryota, Metazoa, Chordata, Chondrichthyes, Myliobatiformes, Myliobatidae.